CGCGCCUCCCUUGGCCCGGGAGGGGGACUCGGGCUAUAUCUCGGGACCUAUAGUCUUCGCACCCCCCCCCCCGCGCACCUUUGUCCUCAUGGGGAGCGAACUACAGUUCCCGCAGAGCCGAGGGGUCCGGCCGCUCUAAGGUCUCCGCCGCCCCUCCCCCGCCCGGCUUUGGCAGGGGCUUCUCCCAAGAUGGCGGCUCCCUCUCCUCCUGCUGCUGCUCCCCGGGGCGCCGGGGUCGGGGCCACCUCCCCGGGGGGCUCCCUGGGCUACUGCUUGGCCCAGCUGCAGAAGGGCGCCGAGCCGGGCCUCGGCCGGGCCCUGCUGGCCCUCAGGACGCAGCACAUCAAGGAGGCCGGGGGCAUCGCCCGCUUCCGGAGCCGAGGGGGCCUGGGGCCUCUCCUGGGGGUCCUGGCCGGCGCCCCUCGGCCGCGACGCACCCUGGACCUCGCCCUCAGCAUCCUAGGCAAUUGCUGCACCGAGGGCGCCAGCCGCACCCAGGUGCGCGAGCUGGGCGGGAUCCCGCCCCUCGUUACUAUCCUGAGAUCGCUUGCUGCAGAAAGCAUCCAGAAUCGGACGGCACGAGCCCUCGGCAACUUGGCUGUAGACACAGAAAACUGCCAGGCCAUUCACGAAGCAGGAGCAGUGCCCCCGCUGGUGCAGGUCCUCACAACCUCCCAGGACAGAGAGUGCUUGCAGAGUGUGAUCAGGGCAGUGCGCUACCUAGCUGACACGCCUGCGCAUCGCCUUGUGCUGGUCCAGCAGGGGGUGGUGCGCUCCAUUGCCGAGCGCUUGGCUUCCUCCUUGGAUGACGCCGCCCUUGUUGCAGCUGCCGUGCGCGCCCUCCUGGAGCUGACGAAGGGCUGCAGCCGCGACUGCGCGCAGCAGCUCAGCUUGGCGGGCGGCGUGGCAACCCUCGUGUCCUUGACUAGCCACGAGAAGCGGGCGGUGCGGGAGACUGCUCUGGUGGCCCUGUCCAACCUCUGUCUGCAGGGCAUGCUGAGGCCAGCUGUGGGCAAUGCUGGCGGAGUGGAGGUGCUGGUGGGGGAGAUCCGGCAACGCCAGAAGGCCGGGGCACCUGGCAUGGCCCUCCAUCCUCUGGUGAAAGCUUUGUGUCUGCUGUGCCGAGAGGCAAUCAAUAGAAGCCGGGUCCGAGAAGCCGGGGGGCUGGAGCUGCUGCUGUCCCUGCUGCGGGACCAGGGCCACAGCUCCUCCCACGAUCGCGUGGUGGUGGCCUUUGUGGCCUUUUUCUAUGAUGAGGAGGCCCUGGAGGUGCUGCAGGCUGGAGGGCUUGUGCCUUUGCUGGUUGGGAGGCUGGCAGCACUGGGCCAAUGGAGAGGCCGGAAGGAAGAAGAGGAAGAGGAGGACGACGACCUGGUAGAUGAGAGGGAUGCCGCUUCUUUUGACCUACCUGCAGAGGGGCGUCGUGGGGAGCAGGCCACGCCUGGAGCAGAGUCUUCCAGCUUUCAGAGCCUCAGAUCCUGGCUUCUUUCUGAAGGCUACAUUGCCAGCCCAGGAGACCUUUCUCCACAGUGGUCCCCCGACACCACCCUUUCUGAAUUGGAUGUCCAAGGGUGUGUCAGCCCUAACCAAGAGCUGCAAGAUGAACUCCAUGGACCCUGCCAUGCCGUACCUGGAGUAAAAACCCAGUCCCGGGCCGAGUCCCCCGAUUUCUUAAAUUCUCCAUUACUGGAUUUGCCCCUUGCAUGUCAGCCAAGUUCUACCGAGACCUUAAACCCAGCAGAGGGAGAUGGAGCAUAUCCACAGCAGAGCCUGUGCCCAGUGGCAUCGCCUGUGUUCGACAAACCUGGAAGUCUCUGUUUGGAGGUGCCAGAUUCAGAGGAGAUCAAGGAGCUGGAAAUGGUUGAGACGAGUAAGCAGCAGAAGAGGCUGCUGAUGAAAUCAGAAGAGGAAGAUCUAGCCAGUCCAAAGAAAGGACUCCCUGGACAGGACGUGUUGAAGCUGCCCUGUUCAUUGUCUUCAGGGGCAGCCCCAAAUUCAGUGCUGACGAAUCCAUUGAAACCAGGUGAAGAUAUGGAACAGUCGACCUGGGCUGCUUUGACAACGGACCAAAAUGAACCUGGGACCAGUAACUCGCACUUGGCUGCAAUGGCGUUGAUUCCGAGCAAGAGUGACCAAAGCCCACUGUCCCCCAGGCCCAUUGCCAAAUCGCCAGCCAGCGAGGAGGCCAGCUCCCCAAAGCUGAGCAUUCAGAGCCUCUCAAGUUCUCCUGAUGAGCACAGGACACCUACGUCCUGCUGGAAACGCCGUGCCAAGUUCCGGUCAACAUCUGAGCAGGUGCCACCUCCUCAAGCAUCACGUCCUGCUGGCGAGACUCCGUCCCCACUGCUCUCCCUAGCCCUGCCGCUCUCCCUCUCUCCACACGGGGGCGACAGAGAGCUCCAUGCCCCCGAGGCCCCCGUCCUGCUGCUCCUUUCCCGCUUUUCCCAGGCUGAGGAUCCCAGCCGUAGCUUGGUGACACCGGCCACCUUGCAAGGGCUGCUGCACUACGUCACAAGAAGCCCCGUCCCCUCCUCUCGCUGCCUCCGGCUGCUGCAUCGCCUCACCUGCAACCCCACUUGCCUGGAGGCCUUUGUGCGUUCCUACGGCGCUUCGCUCAUCCAUGCCUGGCUGAUCCUUGGCGUGUCGCCUGAGCAGGUGGCGGCGGCUGUUACUGCCGAGGAAGAGGGGGAAGAGGCGGAGCCAAGAAGCCUGGAUCCCGGGGAGCACGACGCCAGGAGGUUCAAGGAACUUGGAGAGACGCUGCUGAUGAACCUUUGUGUGCAAGCGGAGUCCCCUUAUGGAGUGGGUGUUCUCACCCACAUGCUGCUGUCGGGCUCCGAAUCCGAUCAGGUGGCCUGUGCACUCGCCCUUCCGCUUAUCUGCAGGAAGGAUUCCCUUUGCCGGAAACUUCUGCUGGACCACUCUGGCCUGCGUCUCCUGUUAGGUGCCCUGGUGCGGGACCCCGAUCCCUGCCUUGUUUUCUACGCCUUGGAUUCCCUCUCCCUCCUCCUGGGCUCCCAAGCCACAAGUCUUCCCUCGCCGUCCCCCCCUGCCUCCAAGAGGCCGCGCCUGGACUCCCCGCCCCCUUGCUCUUAUUGCCGCUUCAUGGACGAAGGCAAGGCCGACUUGUAUUUCCAGCUGGACUCUGGCACCCGGGUGCCCGUCGUGCGCCAGGUCAUCAGCGACGCCUCCGAGGUCUUCUGUGCCAUGCUGAGCACAGGGUUUGCAGAGUCGUGCCACACCACCGUGAGGCUGGGCGGUGUGUCUCCCGAGCCCUUCCUGGCUCUCGCGCACUUCCUCCAUGGCUGCCGUGGCAAACCCUGCCCGGUGCUGGGGGUUUCGGUCCCCUUCGCUUUAGCCGAAGAAAUCCUCACGGUUGCUGAGCAGUAUCUCCUCCCCGAGCUCCAGUCCCUGGUUGAUGACGCCAUGUGCCGGGACUUCCUGCACCCCGAGACUCUAGGCCAGGUGUACUGCUUGGCUGAACGGCAGAACCGGCCCCGCUUGCUUCGGAAAUGUGCUGCUUACACUCUCCAGGACGUGGCAAGGCCCACCUGCCAAGCCGCGGUGUUGGCCAAGCUUCUCCAAUCCGUUGGGAAUCCUAACAGGUUGGCUGAGGAGCUGCUCAGGGUGGUGAUGGAGUCCCCGUGGGGCUCUGGUGCUGAGGUCCAGCUGGGCUGAAGGAUUUACAGCUCUGUCUCCUCCUGCCCUGUUCCACCCCCCCCUUCUCUCUCUCUCUCACGCACACAUGCACACACAUAACCGCAAUAUUGGCUUUAUAGUGGAAACCCAAGUAUGAUGACAGAAGGAGUGCUAGGAGAAUAAAUAGGGUGAGACUCAAAAGAAUGGCCUCACAGCGGUCAAAGGGUCAACUUCUGGAGUGGGGAAGCAUGUGGGGCAGUGAUGUGGCAGUGAGCGCCCCACUUGAUAAAGCAAUUGUGUGCGUAAGGUUGGUGGAGGUGACUGCAUGAGGGUGGAAAAGAAUGGAGGGAGGGAGGAAGAGGGCCGGGGAAACGCUGCCACCCAAAAGGCAUGGGGGAGGAUUUAAAUCAGAUGUGGGGAAACUUUGGCCCUCCAGAUGUUGCUGAACUACAACUCCCAUCAUCCUUGGCUGCUGACCACUCUUGCUGAGGGAUGGUGGGCAUUGUAGUUUAGUGACAGAAGUGCCAGAGGUUCUCCACACCUGAUUAAGAUGAAAGGUGGAGGAACCAGGUGUCAGAUUCCGCUUGGACGCAACAAUAGCCCCUUUUGAGGAGGGUUUCUGUCAAGAGCACUUAAAAAACAAAGAACGGCCAGCCUCAAUGUGAUCUUGGGCACGGCAGUAUGUUCAAAGUGGGCAGGAUCCCUUUCUGAUAGCAUAUCAGGAAGGGACCCCAGAUUGAAAAAUACAACAUUUCUGAGAGUGCCAUUCUGAUGGCAGCUGCUCCUGGAAUUGAUCCUAGUCUUGGGAGGAGAUGUUAAAAGGGCAUGAAUGUAUAACUGAAGAAAGGUGAGCCAUCUCACAGAGAUGGGGGGGGGGCACAAAAAGAAUUGAUGCCACCAAGUAGUGGCAGGAAUUUGCAGGAUAUCAAGGAGCUUCUCUCCAGGACACGUGGAAGCACUGAGAGGAGCCUGGCCCAUUUGUAUAGAUGGAACUAUAUUGCAUAUAAGCUAUUGUACAUAGAGAAAUACAGACAUCAAAGAGGUA
Podarcis raffonei (Aeolian wall lizard) is the source of this 4684-nucleotide messenger RNA. RefSeq names its product armadillo repeat containing 5 (gene ARMC5). NCBI's taxonomy places the organism in Eukaryota, Metazoa, Chordata, Lepidosauria, Squamata, Lacertidae. The coding region runs from base 190 to 3678 and encodes 1162 amino acids. Gene Ontology annotation, molecular function: protein binding. The record is from RefSeq and is a predicted model, not a curated record. Gene Ontology annotation, cellular component: cytosol. Gene Ontology annotation, biological process: anatomical structure morphogenesis. The transcript has 6 exons.